CGAUCGAUUCUUAUGAAUACAACGGGACAGCACUUAUUUCAUUUAUACGUCAGAAACUGCUACCAGGGAUGUAUGGCUGCCCUCGAUGUGUACUACCAAGGCAUUAAAAAGAAACUGCGAACUGUACCGGCACCCACACUACACAGCCUGGGCCAUUCUUCGCUGACUUUAUCAUGGAACGGAUAUGUGCCGCAGAACGUCACCUACAAGGCACAGAAGCUAGUUUUGGAUUCCAACUCCGGCUGGGAGCUUCAUGGCGAGGCGACUUUCAGACCGAAUGGGAACAUCGACCUGUUCAAUCUACGUCCUUACGUUGCCUACAAGUUUAGAAUACUGAUCGUAGUGACGUCAGGUGCAGGCCACGUGAUAGGGUCACAGCCAUCUGGAAAAAUAACAACUCGUGCGCAUGGAGUUCCAUCCACGGGGCCUAGAAUCAUCUCUUUGUCAUCACCAACAUCCCAAACGAUUGCGGUCACCUGGAGCCCACCUCCCUUCCCCAAUGGCAGGCUGCUUUACUAUCGCAUCUACCUGCAGCCUGGACGCCUGGAGGAUCACAAUCUUACCUGGAUAGAUUUACCAUGGAAUGCGACUUCCUGGGUGGCUGGCCAUCUUCGUGCAUCACAGAAGUACCUGGUGUCCAUCACUGCCUGGAAUUAUGAAGGAGAAGGACCCAGGAGUAGUCGAGAUGUGGUCACACGUAGCCCAGGAAAUUGGACAACUCGAGAUGCCCCACUUCUGAUUCUGGCGUCAGGAAACAAGAUCCUUACAGUGGCUAUCAACAACUCCACCCAGCUGGAACCCCAGAACUCCAGAAUUAUCUACGAACAUCCUGACAAAACUAGGAUCAUCUACGAAACAGAGGACAUCAGUGUGCACUUGCGAAGAAGACAGAUCUUGGCCGCGGACAGUACCGGAAGUGUCAGCCUCAUCUCCCUAAGCGGAAACUCUACCGCCUUCAAUCGCUAUCCAGAGGUCAAGAACGCCAGGGCCGUCUCCGUGGACUGGAUGUCAGACAGCGUCUAUGUGGCCAGUCAGGACAAGAUCUACAACUGCCCGCUUGCCAAAGAUCAGUGUGCCAUUGUUCUCCAGGGAUUGGCUGGAGCUGCCACUGACGUCGAAGUUGAUCCGAUUAAUGGUUACUUCUACUAUGUCCUCAAUGGAGAGGGACAGGGGCUUUAUCGUGUACCGCUAGAAACAACUGGGCAAACAGGCGCACAAAUGGCUGUACAGACAUCCUUGUUGCCAGCACCUCCACAACUGAUCAUUGCUACAAGCGAUAUAUCAUCUGUUUUGAUUGACUUCAAUAACGUCCGACUGUAUUUGGUAAACAGCACUGCAGGAACAAUGAUGGUUGCCUCCCUUGAUGGUUUCAGAAUUGAAUCUUUACAGGAGAAGAUUGCAAGUCCUUCUUUUGACCAGGUUUCCAGCAUUGUUGUCUUGAAUCAGACGUUUAUCUGGACUGACAAGCAGCGCCUGCACAUGGAGGAGUUUGAGCCUCAGUUGCAGAAAUAUCGGCACAGUGAACUUAUGUUAUUUAAGCCUCCUUAUACAGGCAUGAGUUUGUUUCACCCUGUUGCCCAGCCAUUGCCAGCACCAUCUACCUCACCGGACAUCACUGAUGCUGUGUUUUCUAGAGAUCAUGCAGUGGUCAGUUGGAAUCCUCCACCACUACUACAUUACCAAGGUCAAGGUGCAUGGAGAGACUGGACUUACCAGCUACAGCUGGUUAAGUCAAGUGGUGAGGGAGACAUACUGGAUGAACUACAACAAUAUGAUGUUUCUGCACUGAGCUUGACCCUCACUAACCUCACCCCUGACAGUGUGUACAAGGUCAAGGCUAGAGCAAGGUCAGAGGCAGGAUUUGGUCCAUGGUCAGAAGAAUUUAUAGGAAGGACAUUGAAAUAUGAUGAUGUCAUUAUACUUAUGAGCCGUUAUGGUGGUAAAAUUUUGGAAAAGAAUAUCGAUGGAACAGAAAUUUCUCUAGCUGAAUUGGAUUUGGAUGCUACAAAGAUAGACUGGCAUGGCGACAUGAUCCUAUGGCUCAGUGACUCCGAAGUUCUCUUCAUGUACAACAGAACCACCCAGCAGAGCCAUGAGCUGACAGAAGUACAUGCGGCUUCCUGCCUGGCUUAUGACUGGCUGGGACAUAAGGUGUACUGGUCCAAUGAUAAAACUGUGAGUACUAUUCAUCGCUCAAAUCUUGAAGAUGGCAGACAUGACUUCAUCUGCCAGACAAAAGCCAUUGAUAUUGCCAUAGAUGCAGUCAGUGGCAGGUUGUACUGGGCAACUGAGUUAUCUAUAGAAACAAGUUAUCUGAAUGGAAAUGAACGUCUUGAAAUGUUUAGUCCUCAAAUCUUCAGUGAUAGAAAAAUCGUCAGUUUGACCUUGGACCUGGAUUCUGGAAAGGCAAGUGGGAUAUCAAGUCUGCAGCACUUUUCACACAACUUCUAUUGGCAAACAGAACAGAAUACACUGACUAGUGGUAGUUCCUACAACAACUUCUCAUCCGUCAUCAGCUCUGAUGAAGAUCUGCUCUGUUUCAAAGUGACCCAUCCAGUGAUGCAUUCUUUUCCUUCCAACAUGUCCGCAAGCAAGGUGAAGGUGAUUCCUGCCUCCAUUGAGUCUUCUGAUUUACGCAUCGAAGGUGUUUGGUCAAAGUUCAACCUCACCUGGCUGCCACAAACAGAGGUCACUUAUGGAGUAGUCUUUUACAAAUUGUUCAUUGAAGCAUUAAACAACAGCAAACAUGUGGUGAACAACAAAGACCAUUUCUUUGAGGUGUCUGGAUUUUUGCCAUACACUCAGCUUGUGGUAUCCAUCCAGCCAUUAACAUACUGGGGAUAUGCUGAAGCAACAACAAUUUCUCUUCGAACACCAACAUCUG
Molecule: messenger RNA, 2884 nt
Organism: Candidula unifasciata
Lineage: Eukaryota; Metazoa; Mollusca; Gastropoda; Stylommatophora; Geomitridae
Source: the annotation of a GenBank genome assembly